GUUGAUAGAUGGAGGCCUGAGACACACACAUUCCACCUCCCUUGUGGGGAGAUGACACCGACCCUACAGGACGUUGCGAUGCUGCUGGGUCUUCCUAUCAGUGGGGAUACCGUAGGGCCUCGCGUUGUCCCGCCUACGUGGUUGGACGAUCUAGAAGAGCGUUUUGCAAAUAUUGACAUCGCGAUUGAUGUAGAAGAGCACCCAAAAGCAACAGGGCCUGCCAAGUCAUGGAUCCUGCAGUUCCAGCCCGACAAUUUGGCACAUGAUGCUGAUGAGGAUAGCGUCACUCGAUCCUUUGAGGCAUACCUGUUGUGGUUGUUUGGAUACAUAAUGUUCAACAACUCACACGAGGCCUAUGUGGAUAGGGUACUUGUUCCUUACGCACAGGAGAUCGCAGAGGCAGCUGUGGAGGAAAUGCCUCAAUACAGUUGGGGUUCAGCGGUACUUGCAGCCACGUACCGUGACCUCUGCAAGGCAUCGGUGCAAAAUAAGCACAAUGCAAUUCUUACAGGUUGUCCGAUUCUGCUACAGCUUUGGUCGUACGAGAGGAUAUCAAUUGGUCGCCCGAUUGUCGACCACUCACCGUAUGAGCUGGAUAUGUACGGUGACACCGAGGACGAUAGGCCCACCAUGGGGACUCUCUGGUACGCUCGUCAGAAGAGUUGGGCCCACGUACAAUCUCGUCGGGCCUAUCCUGAAUUUGUGGCUGAGUUUGAUCGGUUGACACCUGAAGACGUCGUGUGGGAGCCCUACUCCGAGUUGGCUAUAAACACUCGUGCACCGAUCGGGAUAUCUUCGGUUUGCUUUCAGGACCAGGCCUUUUGGAUGACAACUACAGCGUUGGUGUACGACGUUUACAUUGAGGCUCACUGCCCAGACAGAGUCAGGAGACAGUUCGGUCAAAGUCAGUUGUAUCCUGUGCCGUCAGCAUUGGAUCGGGUCGAACGCCAUGACCACAGUUUGUCGAGGACUGGUCAAACCUUCUCCAACAUGUGGGUGACAAGGGUGCAGCCUUGGGUCGAUGGCUGGGACCAGGCAGAGGAGAACAUGGUGCUUGCGAUCCCUGCACACACGGAGGCUUUGUAUAGGGCGUACCUGAGCUGGUUGAUGGACGUAGAUGCCAGGACGAAUUUGAUGAGGAUUCGAGUGGGAUCUAUGAUGGAUAGGAAUGAGAAAGAGUCGCUGGUGGCGGUGAAACUUGAGCUGCUGGUGGCGAAGCUUGAGCUGUUGGUGGUGGUGAAGCUGGAGCUAGUUGUGGCGAUGCUAGAGCUGGUGGUGGCGAUGCUGGAGCUUGUGGUGAUGCUAGAGCCGGUGGUGGAGAUGCUGGAGCUCAUGGCAAUGCUGGAGCUCGUGGUGACGGGGCUGGUAGAGUCUGGUGUGCCAGCCCUUCUGGUGAAACAAGCAGUAUGA
This is a messenger RNA of Panicum virgatum (switchgrass), 1410 nucleotides long. Its product is annotated as serine/threonine-protein phosphatase 7 long form homolog. Lineage: Eukaryota; Viridiplantae; Streptophyta; Magnoliopsida; Poales; Poaceae. Gene Ontology annotation, biological process: meristem maintenance; meristem development. The coding region runs from base 52 to 1410 and encodes 452 amino acids. The transcript has 6 exons. The record is from RefSeq and is a predicted model, not a curated record.